This is a messenger RNA of Melozone crissalis (California towhee), 2062 nucleotides long. RefSeq names its product RNA binding motif protein 17 (gene RBM17). The coding region runs from base 80 to 1285 and encodes 401 amino acids. The record is from RefSeq and is a predicted model, not a curated record. Gene Ontology annotation, molecular function: RNA binding. The transcript is spliced from 12 exons. Gene Ontology annotation, biological process: alternative mRNA splicing, via spliceosome; mRNA cis splicing, via spliceosome. Lineage: Eukaryota; Metazoa; Chordata; Aves; Passeriformes; Passerellidae. Gene Ontology annotation, cellular component: precatalytic spliceosome.
CAGGCGCGGCCCUUCCCGGCGGGCUCAGCGCCGGCUCAUGGCGGCGGCGGCGCCGGGACGGUUUUAAAUUGAAAAGAAAAUGUCACUCUACGAUGACUUGGGGGUUGAGACCAGCGAUUCCAAAACAGAAGGCUGGUCCAAGAAUUUCAAACUGCUGCAGUCUCAGCUGCAGGUGAAGAAAGCAGCUCUCACACAAGCAAAGAGUCAGAGAACAAAACAAACCACAGUCCUUGCUCCAGUGAUUGACCUGAAACGAGGCAGCUCCUCUGAUGAGAGGCAGAUCGUGGACACUCCCCCUCACGUGGCAGCUGGGCUGAAGGAUCCUGUCCCCAGUGGUUUUUCUGCAGGAGAUGUGUUGAUUCCCCUGGCAGAUGAGUAUGAUCCCAUGUUCCCAAAUGACUACGAGAAGGUGGUGAAACGUCAGAGGGAGGAGCGGCAGCGGCAGCGGGAGCUGGAGAGGCAGAAGGAGAUUGAGGAGAGAGAAAAAAGGCGUAAGGACAGACAUGAAGCCAGUGGCUUUUCAAGACGACCAGACCCAGAUUCUGAUGAAGAUGAAGAUUAUGAGAGGGAGAGACGGAAAAGAAGUAUGGGAGGAGCUGCCAUUGCACCACCCACUUCUCUUGUGGAGAAGGACAAAGAACCUGUAGCAUCAUUCCCAUAUGAGGAGGAGUCAAGACCUCGGGCACCUUCUUCCAAAGCAGCAAUUCCUCCCCCAGUGUAUGAUGAGCCAGAGAGACCUCGUUCCCCCACAGGACCCAGCAACUCCUUCCUUGCCAACAUGGGGGGGACAGUUGCUCACAAAAUCAUGCAGAAAUAUGGUUUCAGAGAGGGCCAGGGACUGGGCAAACAUGAACAGGGGCUCAGCACAGCACUGUCAGUAGAGAAAACAAGCAAGAGGGGUGGCAAGAUCAUUGUUGGUGAAUCUACAGAGAAAGAAACGGGCAAGAAGGCAGAUUCCAACCCCUUAACUGAGAUCCUGAAAUGCCCAACCAAAGUGGUCUUACUGAGGAACAUGGUUGGUGCUGGGGAGGUGGAUGAAGACCUUGAAGUUGAAACUAAGGAGGAAUGUGAGAAAUAUGGCAAGGUUGGGAAAUGUGUCAUCUUUGAGAUCCCUGGUGCCCCUGAUGAUGAAGCUGUAAGAAUAUUUUUAGAGUUUGAACGGGUUGAAUCUGCCAUCAAAGCUGUUGUUGAUCUAAAUGGAAGAUACUUUGGAGGCAGAGUGGUGAAGGCUUGUUUCUACAACCUGGACAAGUUCAGAGUGCUGGAUCUGGCAGAACAAGUUUGAUUUUAAAAAUCUAGCUCGAGGUGUCAUUGUUUUGGCAAUCAGGUUUUCAGCAGUAGGCUGGGAAUAAAGAAGAGAAAAGCAGCUUUCCUGGCAGACUGGAAACAAGCCUCAUUGAAUGGAUUUUACACAUUCGUUGUCACUUAUGGUUUUUUGUAAUAUAAAGCCCUUUGAAAGUAAGAUUCACGUCUGUGUGGUUUUGAAUUGCACAUUUCUGCUUUCUGCUCUGGGGAUCCUGGUUUUUUUUUUGAGCUUUCAGAUGACUUUGCUCUGUUGAAAACCCACUGCUGAGGAGAUGCUUUGUAUUCCUGCUUUCUUUGUUCUGGUGCUUCAUCAUGGAGUCCCUGUGCUGGAUCCACAAUAAGUAUGAAGCUUUGGACAAGGACUGUGUGCUGUGAUCUUCUCUUCCCUGAUGGUCUCUCCUAGAGUUAGAGCCUUGCUCUCCUGAGUCCUCAUCUCUGCACACCAGUGAUUUGGGUCAUUGCACAGUUGCAGCUGAUUUGUACUCCUGACUCCAGGACAAAGCUUCUGUGCCAGAAUGGAGACUGAAAUAACAAGGAUUGAGUCUGGCUUCACAGAGCAAAAGAAAAUUUAUCUGUAAUCCAGGGAAAUGGAGAAAGGAGGGAAUUAUUAAGACUCUGAGCAGGAGCUCUCUGCUGGAAUAUCCAGGGAUAACUCAUUGCAGGUCAUUAGUAGGGAGAAGGGAAACUCCUUCCUGUAUCUGGCCAGCUGUCAGAAUCUCAAUCUUUAACUCACACAUAGGCAACUAACUUUGUUUAA